UUUGAAGACAGUGUGUGACUCUCCCGUGAGUUAAGAGCACCAGCUGAGUCAGAGAGACCCGAGUGGCAAGCCCAGCGUCGCUCCUGCUCAGCUGUGGGAGCCAAGAUUUUCUUACGGCUUGGGCUUCAGCAGGAGCCCUGAUAUAAUUCCUUUGGAGGCUCCCUGCACAUGAUCCUCUGACCAUGGCAGAUAUGUCAAUACCCUUACAUUCACUGCGAUUCAACAAUACGCUGAGGGAGGAAAAUGACCCCCAAGACAGGGAGACGGCCUUCUCUGGACCACCAGGAGAGACCAGAGCAGAGGUCCAAAUUCUGCAUUCUUGCUUACAGCCUAUGGCCUCCACGUCAGCGUCAGACCCUGGAGGGAUGUCCACACAGCUGAUGACAUCCCCAGGCUUUGACACCACGGUCGCGCCUCUAAUGGGAGCAACAAGCUCUGGAGCCCUGUCUUCACCGCUAAUGCCAGCCUCAGACUCUGGGGCACUGUCCCCAUUGCUUAUGGCGGCUUCAGAUUCGGAGGCGCUCUCCCCAUUGCUGAUGUCAGCUUCCGACCCCGGGGCACUGUCCCCAUUGCUAAUGCCAACGUCAGAUUCUGGAACAUUGUCCCCAUUGCUGUCCACUUCAGACUACGGACUAAUGUCCCCAGGGCUGAUGACGAUUCCUGACUUUGGAACAAUGUCCGCAGCACUAAUGGCAACAGCAGACUCUGCAGAGAUAUCACCGUUGGCAACGCCAGCUCCAUCCUCAGAAGCGAUGUCCGCAUCAUUGAUGCUAGCCCCGGAUCCUGGAGAGAUGUCCCCACUCCUGAUGCCAGAUGGAAACCCUGGAGUUGUGUCCACACAGCCAGUGCCAGCUCCCGGCUCUGAAGGAAUGUCGCCAUUGCAAAUUACCGAUGAAGACACCGAAGCAAUGUCCAAAGUGCUAAUGACUGCCCUGGCCUCUGGAGAGAUAUCUUCGCUGCUCAUGUCAGGCACAGACUCUGAGGCGAUCUCCUCACUGAUAAUGUCGGCGCUAACUUCUGGAGAACCAUCCACCCAGCAACCGAGCACCCAAGACUCUGGGGAAAUGUCCACCCAGUUAAUGUCUGGCCCAGACUCCGGGCUGGUAUCUUCACCACUAAUGUCAGCCCCAGGCUCUGGAGCAGUGUCCUCACCACUCCUGUCUGUCCCUGAUGCUGGAGAAAUGUCCACAUUGCCAAAGCCAGCCCCAGAUGCUGAAGCAGUGUCCCCACUGCUAAUGAUGGCUCUAACCUCUGGAGGGAUGCCCACCCAGCUGAUGUCACCGCAAGGCUCUGGAGUGACAUCCUCACGGUUGACACAAAGUCUAGACUCUCAGAUUGUGUCUACUCCACCCAUGAGAGCAACAGCCUCCGGCGGGAUGUCCACCCCGCCAGUGAGAGCCUCAGACCCUGGAGCAAGGUCAAUGCCACGAAUGAGAACCCCAGCCUCUGGAAAUGCAUCUGCGAUUCUCAAGACAGUCCCGGAUUCUGCAGCAUCGUCUACCCCACUGAUGACAGACACAACCGCUGAAGCGAUGCCCUCAGAGCAAAUGUCAACUGCAGCCUCUGGAGCAAUGGCCACACAGUUAACAACGGCUAGAACUUCCGGAGCCACACCCACCGGCUUUAUGAAAGCCCCAGCCAAUGGGGCAAUGUCCACACUGCGAAUGAGAGCCCCAGCCUCUGGAACAACGUCCACACCUCUAAGGAAAGCCCCAGCGUCUGGAGCAAUGGCCACACCACCAAGUGGGGCCCCAGUCUCUGAAACGAUGUCUAUGCUACAAAUGACAGGCCCAGCCUCUGGGUCCAUGUCCACACCGCAAAUGAAAGCGCCUGCCUCCGGAGCAAUGUCCACGUCACAGAGGAGAGCUACAGCCUCGGGAGGGACAGCAGUACCACACAUGAGAGCCUCCUCCUCUGGAGCCAUGGCCACUCCACCAAUGAUAGCCAAAGCCUCGGGAUCCAUGUCCCCACUGUUAAUGAGAGACACAGCCUCGGGAGUGAUGUCCAUGCCACAGAUGAAAGCAAUGGCCUCGGGAGCAUUGUCCAAGCCACUAACAACAUCCAAAGCCUCAGAAGCAAUGUUCAUGCAGCAAAUGACAACCGCAGCUUCUGGAGAGAUCUCCACAAUGCUAAUGAGAGACACAACUUCUGGAGCCAUGGCCCUGCCACAGAUGACAGACACUGCCUCUGCAGGGAUGUCCACACUGCUAAUGAGAGCCCCCGCCUCUGGAGACAUGUCCACACCACAAAUGACAGCCGCAGCCUCUGGAACUAUGUCCGUGCCUCUCAUGAGAGCCCCAGGCCCUGGAGCGAUGCCCGCGGCCCUAAUGAGAUCCACUGCCUCUGGAAAUAUACCCAGUCAGCCAAUGAGCACCCAAGACUCGGAGGGGGUGUGCAUGUCCCUCAGGCGAUCCAUGACCUCUGGGGGGAUGUCCCCACUGCACAUACGAGCCCCAGCCUCCGAAAUGAUGUCCACACCAAAAAUGAGAGCCCCGGUCUUUGGGGCAGUGUCUACACCGCUGCUGAGGGCCUCGGAUCCCAGAGAGAUGUCUACACUGAUCACGAGAGCGCCAUCCUCUGGAGAGAUGGCCCCAGCACUCACGAGAGCCCCGGCCUCUGGAGAGAUGGCCACCCCUCUGAGGGCCCCAACUUAUGGAGCAGUGUCGACUCUGCACAGAACAGCCACCCCCUCUGGAAUGAUGUCCCCGCCGCAAAUGAGGGCUCCAGUCUCUGGAGCAAUGUCCGCCUCGCUAAUGAGAUCCACAGCCUCUGGAGUGAUGUCCGUGCCUCAGAUGACAGCCGUGGCCUCUGGAGGGGCGUCCACGCCACUGAUGAGAGCCCCCACCUCGGGAGCAACAUCCGCAUUGCAAGUGAUGCCCGAAGCUGCUGGAGAGAUGUGCAUGCUCUCGAUGCAAGCCCCUGCCUCGGGAGGGAUGUCCCCGCCGUUAUCAAGGGCUCCAGUCUCUGGGAUUUUGUCUUCACCACGAAGGAGACCCUCAGCCUCCGAAGCUGUGUCUGCAGAGUUAUUGAGAGCUCCAGCCUCUGGGAAGAUGUCCGCCCCACAGACGACAGCCAUGGCCUCUGGAGGGAUGUCCAAGCCCUUCAUGAGGGCCUCAGUCUCUGGACCAGCGCCCAUGCCACUGAUGUCAGCCCCGGCUUCUGCAGAGGUGUCUGUGGCGCUCAUGAAAAGCAUGGCCCCUGGGGCAACGUCCGCACUGCAAACAAGAGUGGUGAGUUCUGGAUCUAUGUCCUUGCCACAAAUGACAUAUGCAACCUCCGGGGGGCUGCCUGCACCGCCAGUGAGAGCCUCAGCUUCCGUAGCAACGUCCACACCCCUUCUGAGAGCCUCGGCUUCUAGUAGGAUGUCCGUGCCGCUUCUGAGAGCCACAGCCCCUGGAGGGAUGUCCACGCCACAAACGGCAGCCACAGCCUCUAGAGGGCUGUCCAGGCCGCUGCUAAUGAGGGCCCCGGCGCUGGGAGCCAUGUCCACACCGCAAAUGGCAGCCACAGCCUCUGGCAUGAUGUCCACUCAGGAACUUAAAGCCACAGACUCCGGGGAAGCAUCUGCCUCUCACGUCAACGUCACGGCCCCUGGACCAAAGUCCACACCGCGCGGCACUGCCACAGCCCCCGAAACAAUGAAGCAACCACCAAAGGAAGUGCCAUCUUUUGGCAUGCUGACCCCUGCGCUCUGUUACCUCUUGGAAGAACAGGAGGCAGCCCGGGGUUCAUGCUCUGUGGAGGAGGAGAUGGAGAUUGACGAGGAGAAGCAAAUGAAGGGAUUUUUGAAUGAUUCCGAGAGAAUGGCCUUUCUGGUGUCUCUUCAUCUGGGGGCAGCUGAGAGGUGGUCCAUUUUGCAGAUGGAGGUAGGAAACCCGCUCUCCGAUGAAAAUAAAUCUUUCCUGAGAAGAUCACAGGGCUUGUAUGACUCCCUAGCUGACAUAGACAUCCUCAGUGCCGUUCUCUGCCAUCCCAAGCAGGGCCAGAAGUCAGUCAGGCAGUAUGCCACUGACUUCCUGCUGCUGGCCCGACAUUUGUCUUGGUCUGAUGCCAUCCUGCGGACCAGGUUUCUGGAAGGACUCUCAGAAGCUGUUGCCACCAAAAUGGGCCGGAUCUUCCUGAAGGUGGCUGGCAGCCUAAAGGAGCUGAUAGACAGGUCUCUCUAUACUGAGUGCCAGCUGGCCGGAGAGAAGGAUUCCCCGGGCAGCUCCAGCCAGGUUCUGCCAUCAGCCUGUAAGCGGAAUAACGAGGAGGCCAUGGAGAAUGAGCUGAACUCUCAGCAGCAGACUGAGGAGCACCAGCAUGUUCCCAAACGCUGUUACUACCUGAAAGAGCAUGGAGACCCUCAAGAGGGUCUGCACGACCACCUUCGACAGAGCAUAGGCCAUCAGAAGGCCAAAACUAACAAGUAACACCCCCUGGAAUCUUCUCCUGUGAUAUCCAACGUGGCUGCUAACUUGACGACUGGUUCUUGGACCCAUUCCAUUCAAUUCCAUCAUUACACCUUGUGGCCUUCCCCCUUCAGCACUGCCUCCAGGCACAUCCCACCCUGUCUCCCACUUGGCUGACUUGACCUUCUCUUUCACCCCACAUGCCUUUGACCUGCCCCAACAAUCAGAGCGUGGACUUCGAGAGUGUUUGGUGUAUGAGGUUCUGAGCUCCCAUUACCACUGAGACCCGUACUGGUUGCUGGUCCAGGGAGAAGUCUAGGCAGGAGAAACUGUGUCCUACCUCAAAAACACCUUAGAGUGUCUUGCCACAUGUCAUCAGGCAAACCUGAGGAAGCCCUGGUCCCAUUCAUCUGGCAGGGGAGCCUCUAAGGAGAGUGAUGCCCACUCCUACACCAUCCUUUGCAUCCAGUAGACUUGUCUCUAUAUGCCCCAACUCAUAGUGCCUAAAAUGGGUCUCCAGUGCCCUUGCCCUGUUUAUAGUCUCCAUCCUGAAUCAUUUGUUCGGACCCAUAGUAAUAAUCGUAGUAAUGGCUAACAUGUAUUGAUUAUGUACUGUGUGACAGGUCGGGGCUAAACUCUUGACAAGCAUCAUCUCACGACAUUCUUACCAUAACCCCACUUGUUCUUGUGUUGUCAACUUCUGAUGUCUUGAGCUAUUGUUUGUGGCCUUGUGUUGUCCCUCAGUGUCAAAUCUCUAGCGCUGACCUCCGGGUGACCUCCUCCAUUGUUAAUUGCCCUCACGCCCCUCCGCUAUUGUGCUUUGUGGCCAGCACUCUUGAUAAAGAUCUUGGUGUUUAAACAGGCAUAGUUAGAACCUAAUGUGAUCAGUGUUUGCCUUCAGGUGGUGGGAUUAUGGGUGUUUUAAUUUUCUUCUUUCUACUUCUCUGGACUUUCCAGAUUCUCGACGGUAAGCAUGUAUUACAUUUGU
Sus scrofa (pig) is the source of this 5379-nucleotide messenger RNA. RefSeq names its product retrotransposon Gag like 9 (gene RTL9). The record is from RefSeq and is a predicted model, not a curated record. Lineage: Eukaryota; Metazoa; Chordata; Mammalia; Artiodactyla; Suidae.